AUAACAACAAAACGCAGUGGUUAAUAAUAAUACCUCUCCUCUGGUUCUUCUGUACAGGCUUAUUUUGUGUGUGUGUGUGUGUGUGUGAGAGAGAGAGAGAGAGAGCAAAUGGGAUGGUUCCCAUGCUCAGGACAAUCAAAGAAUACUUCAAGAAAGAUGAGGAAGAAGAACGAGUCUCUUGAUCCAAUCGAACCCAGUUCAGGUAAUUUCAAAGAUGCCCCCAAAGAUGGUUCGUCCAGUAAAAUCGCAGCCAAGACUUUCACUUUCCGCGAAAUGGCAGCUGCUACGAAAAAUUUCCGGGGCGAGUGUCUCUUAGGGGAAGGAGGCUUUGGCCGAGUGUAUAAAGGACAGCUGGAGGCCUCCAAUCAAGUUGUUGCAAUCAAGCAACUCGAUAGAAACGGCCUACAAGGAAACAGAGAAUUUCUGGUCGAAGUAUUAAUGCUGAGUCUGCUUCACCACCCUAAUCUCGUUAAUUUAAUUGGAUACUGUGCUGAUGGAGAUCAAAGACUUCUCGUUUACGAGUAUAUGCCAUUAGGAUCUUUGGACGAUCAUCUUCACGAUCCACUGCCUGGUAAUAAACACAUCGAUUGGAAUACAAGAAUGAAAAUUGCAGCUGGAGCAGCAAAAGGGUUGGAAUAUUUACACGAUAAAGCUAACCCACCGGUUAUUUAUCGGGAUUUAAAAUGCUCGAAUAUUUUGCUCGGCGAAGGGUACCAUCCAAAGCUGUCUGAUUUUGGAUUGGCUAAACUGGGCCCCGUUGGAGAUAACACGCAUGUGUCCACUAGGGUUAUGGGUACGUACGGAUAUUGUGCACCGGAGUAUGCGAUGACCGGGCAGUUGACUUUGAAAUCCGAUGUUUAUAGCUUCGGAGUUGUUCUUCUUGAGAUUAUUUCUGGCAGGAAAGCUGUGGAUAAUUCGAAAACUGGUGGAGAGCAAAAUCUCGUUUUGUGGGCGAGACCGUUAUUUAAGGACAAGAGAAAAUUCGCGCAGAUAGCCGAUCCAGCAUUGCAAGGACAAUAUCCAGCAAGAGGACUUUACCAAGCGCUUGCUAUAGCUGCAAUGUGUGUGCAAGAGCAACCUAAUAUGCGCCCUGUCAUGGCUGACGUUGUAACCGCUCUCACUUAUCUCUCUUCACAAAAAUACGACCAAGAAACGGGCACCGCUCAGAACUCGAGGUGGGGCCCCGGUACGCCACCUAGGACGAAUGGUGAUGCUGAUAGGAGAAGGAACAGGAGCAUCGAGUCUGCACGGAUCUGAAACAAGAAACAAAUUAUAUAUACAGCUGAGGUUUGUGAAUUCUUGUGAAAUUUUUUAUGGAUAUAUAAUGCUUGUGUAAGAUUAUUCGAUAGAGAAUUCGUAUUUUUUUCCGGAACGUCUUUGUUACGGUCGAGGAUUUUUUUUUCUUUUUUUUUUUUUUUUUUUUUUUUGGCGAAGAUACGGUUGGCCUAUAUUAUUUUACACAUGCCUGGUUUUGUACAGUUAUUAUAGGGAAUGUGUAGUUGAUAUAUUUUGUAUAACGAAACGACGUAAGGGGACGAAACGUAUAUUUUUGAGUGAUUUGAUUAUAUAAUACGAUUGCCAUUGUGACGAA
Erythranthe guttata (spotted monkey flower) is the source of this 1591-nucleotide messenger RNA. NCBI's taxonomy places the organism in Eukaryota, Viridiplantae, Streptophyta, Magnoliopsida, Lamiales, Phrymaceae. The record is from RefSeq and is a predicted model, not a curated record.